Molecule: messenger RNA, 1370 nt
Organism: Vombatus ursinus (common wombat)
Lineage: Eukaryota; Metazoa; Chordata; Mammalia; Diprotodontia; Vombatidae
Product: keratin-associated protein 10-8-like
Exons: 4
Cellular component (GO): keratin filament
Source: RefSeq, a predicted model, not a curated record
UCUGUCUCCCUCAUCUGCCGGCCCACCUGCUGCAAACCCUCCUGCUGCACCCCCACCUGUGGCCAAAACUCUUGCUGCAUUGAGACCACCAGGCCACAGAAAACAAACCACCCCAAACACCUCACCCACCCCAGGCCCUUGCUGGGCCCCCUCCAAACCAUGACUCCUGCUUUCCCAUGCACCGAGAUCAGCGUCUGUCAUCCUGGCACUGCCUGCAGCUCUCACGCUCUCUCUAGGAGUCCCAGGCUCACUGAAGCAGGGAUGCAGCAGUUGGGGCUGCAGGGACCAGCCUGGCAGCAGGUGAAUUGGCAAGGGCUAUCUCCACAGCAGGAGGGGGAACACAGACUGCCUGGCAGCUGGUCACAACACACAUGCUGGCUGGCAGAGCAGGGCCACAUAGGAAGCCAGGCAGCAUCAAGGACAGAUGCAGCAGAUGGGCUUACAGCAGACCAUCACAGAGCAGGUUGUGGGACAUCUGGUGUGGCCGGUGGGGGAAGGAGCUGUCCAAAGCCAUCCCUCCUCCUCUACUCCUCUCCCAAGAUCCCUCCCACCCCAGACACCAUGUGCCACACCAGCUGCUCCACUGGCUGCCAGCCGGCCUGCUCCGUGCCCAUCUGCUAUGUGCGUCCCUGCUGCCACCCAGCCUCCUGUGUGGCCCUGCUCUGCCGCCCAGCGUGCCCCGUGGUGACUGGCUGCCAGGCAGUCUGUGGAGCUGGCAGCAGCUCCCCCUCAUGCUGUGUGUCCAGCCCCUGCCAGUCCACGUGCUGUGUGUCCAACCCUUGCCAGUCCACCUGCCGCCAGGCUGGUCCCUGCCAGUCCACCUGCUGCCAGGCAGUCUGUGGAGAUGGCAGCGGCUCCCCCUCCUGCUGUGUGUCCAGCCCCUGCCAGUCCACGUGCUGUGUGCCUGUCUGCUGCAAACCCGCUCUGUGUGUGCCCGUGUGCUGCAAGCCUGUCGCAUGUGGGGUCCCAUCCUGCCAGGUCUCCUGCUGCAAGCCAGCUUCCUACACAGCCUUGGUCUGCAGACCCACCUGUGCCCCCUCCUGCUGCUGCUGAACAGGCCAUCCACUCAUGGAUCAAUGAGAUGAGAUGGGAAACACCCUGACUUGAGUCACUGUAGCCACAGCUCUGCUGGUCCCCUGGAACACUGGAUGCCUUCACUGGCCACACAAAGCAGGCCGUUGAUCCAGUCCACAGGGGCUUCCAUUUCCCCCAUCCCCUCCCUGAAAUCCCCAGAGCAGAAUCCUGGUGGGCUGACACUUUGGCUCUGCUCAUCGUCCACUUCACCUGAGGGCGGGGCUCGUCUCUGAGGGUUUGUCCCUUUGCACAUUUGCUGUUGGAGUCUGCCUUGGCAAGCUAAUAAACCAAUGUGA